UAAUAAAAAAUUACCUAUUAUUCUAUGGAAUAUAUUCAAGAUAUGAAAGGUCAGCCAUAAAAAAACGAGAUAACUAUAUAAUGAAUCAAUUUGUAGAGCAUCACAAAAAUAAAACAGAUAAGUCAUGAGGCUACAUGUAAUUAUUCUCUUCUGUUUUUCAGAAUUCAUCUGAAACUAUGCUGCCACAAAUAGCCUUUCUGCUGGUCAUGUUCCUAACCUCGGUUCAUGGAGUGUUUUAUGCCGAGAGAUACCAAACACCCACAGGCAUAAAGGGCCCGCUUCCCAACACCAAGACACAGUACUUCAUCCCAUACGCCAUAAAGAGUAAAGGAAUCCCGGUAAGAGGAGAUCAAGGUGUUCCUGGUCCACCAGGCCCAGCUGGACCCCGAGGACACCCAGGUCCCUCAGGACCUCCAGGAAAGCCAGGUUAUGGAAGCCCCGGGCUCCAAGGAGAGCCAGGGUUGCCAGGACCACCAGGAAUAUCAGCCACUGGGAAGCCAGGCCUGCCAGGUGUGCCGGGCAAACCAGGGGAGAGAGGACCACAUGGACACAAGGGAGAUAUUGGACCAGCUGGCUUACCAGGCCCUCGGGGCCCUCCAGGACCACCUGGAAUCCCCGGUCCAGCUGGAAUUUCUGUGUCAGGAAAACCUGGACAGCAGGGACCUACAGGUGCCCCAGGACCCAGGGGCUUUCCUGGAGAAAAGGGGGCACGAGGAGCCCCUGGUGUGAAUGGACAGAAAGGGGAAACAGGAUAUGGUGCUCCUGGCCGUCCAGGUGAGAGGGGUCUUCCAGGCCCUCAGGGUCCCGUUGGACCCCCUGGCCCUCCUGGAAUUGGAAGAAGAGGUGAAAAUGGUAUUCCAGGACAGCCAGGCAUCAAAGGUGAUCGGGGUUUCCCUGGAGAAAGGGGACCAUCAGGUCCACCAGGUCCCCAAGGUCCUCCUGGGAAACAAGGACAGGAAGGUAUUGGGAAGCCAGGAGCUGCUGGAGCCCCGGGUCAGCCAGGUAUCCCAGGAGAAAAAGGUCACCCAGGAGCUCCAGGAAUAGCUGGACCUCCAGGAGCUCCAGGCUUUGGAAAGCCAGGCUUGCCAGGAUUGAGAGGACAAAGGGGACCUGUUGGUCUUCCUGGGGCCCCAGGAGCCAAAGGUGAACAAGGGCCAGCGGGUCAUCCUGGGGAGGUGGGUUUGACUGGAUCUCCUGGGAAUAUGGGACCCCAAGGACCUAAAGGAAUCCCAGGGAACCAUGGUAUCCCAGGUGCUAAAGGUGAGACAGGUCCAGUUGGGCCUGUAGGACCACCUGGGGCUAGAGGAGCAAGGGGUCCCCCUGGGGUAGAUGGAAAAACAGGGUACCCUGGGGAGCCAGGUCUGAAUGGUCCUAAGGGCAACCCAGGGUUACCGGGCCCAAAAGGCGAUCCUGGAGAGGGAGGACCCCCUGGUCUCCAAGGUCCUAUUGGCCCUGCAGGACCUAAGGGCGUGCCUGGAAACAAUGGUGAGGCAGGUCCAAGAGGUGAACCUGGAAGACCAGGUGGCAGGGGCCCCAUUGGGCCACCAGGUAUCCCAGGAUUCCCUGGGGCUAAGGGUGUCCCUGGAAACCCAGGUCCUCCUGGCCCAGCUGGCAUAGCAACUAAGGGCCUCAGUGGGCCCACUGGUCCUCCAGGUCCCCCUGGUCCAAAAGGACACAGUGGAGAGCCUGGUCUCCCAGGUCCCCCAGGUCCCCCAGGACCCCCUGGCCAAGGAGUCAUGCCUGAUGGCUUCAUAAAGGCAGGCCAAAGGCCUCUUGUCAGUGCUAACCAGGGAGUAACAGGAAUGCCUGUGUCUGCUUUUACUGUUGUCCUCUCCAAAGCUUACCCAGCAGUAGGUGCCCCCAUCCCAUUUGAUGAGAUUUUGUACAACAGGCAGCAGCAUUAUGACCCAAGAACUGGAAUCUUUACCUGUAAGAUCCCAGGAAUAUACUACUUCUCCUACCACGUGCACGUGAAGGGGACUCACGUUUGGGUAGGGCUGUAUAAGAACGGCACCCCUACAAUGUACACAUACGACGAGUACAGCAAGGGCUACCUGGACCAGGCUUCAGGGAGUGCAAUCAUGGAGCUCACAGAAAACGACCAGGUGUGGCUCCAGCUGCCCAAUGCAGAGUCAAACGGCCUCUACUCCUCUGAAUAUGUCCACUCCUCCUUCUCAGGAUUUCUAGUGGCUCCCAUGUGAGCACGCAAUACCAAGCUCUUCUAAACGCUCUGCUUGGAAAGGCUUUUCCCCAACUUCAUCGUGCCCACCCUGGAGAUGCAUGUGGAGGUCGGCUAAAAGUAACGUGAGCA
Molecule: messenger RNA, 2311 nt
Organism: Alexandromys fortis (reed vole)
Lineage: Eukaryota; Metazoa; Chordata; Mammalia; Rodentia; Cricetidae
Gene: Col10a1
Product: collagen type X alpha 1 chain
Exons: 2
Coding region: 177-2201 (674 amino acids)
Molecular function (GO): protein binding
Source: RefSeq, a predicted model, not a curated record